UUUCAACAGAUGCUUCGUUUGCCAAAAAAUGUAAACAUUGAACUGACAGCUGACACUGACGUUGUAUGCGUUUACGUGUCAUUCGGGUGUUGAAUUCGUAGCGAUAUGGAGGAUCGUGCCUAAUUGCGUUACUUUUCGCAAGAAAGUUGAUAAUUUAAGACAACAAAAAGUGUUACGGGUAGUGAUAUUGAUAACUUUUACAUCUUUAAUAGAAGGACACAAUCAUGGAAGCUUUAUACAUGCAAACGAACAGCCUCAUCCAGGAAACACAGCAAUGUUUCCAGCGGCUGAAUGAUACGCGCUUUGAUUCAGGUGAAAUUGAACACGACAUCCAAAUGAAAAUUACAACAGUUAAUGGCAACUGCGAUCGAUUGGACGUGCUACUCUUCAAAGUACCCGUGGCGCAACGUCAGAAUGCGAAAAUGCGGGUCGAUCAGCUGAAGUACGACAUACGGCAUCUGCAGGCCGCACUAAAGCUAUACCAAGAUAAGAAACAGCGUCGCGAGACAGAAAUGGCGGAGAGGGAAAACUUACUCAACAAACGAUUCACCGCGAACUCCGAAACGUCUAUUGAUAUUGAUUAUUCCCUGCAGCAUCACAACUCGAUGCAAAAUGCACACCGAGGUGUGGACGAAAUGAUCUGGACGGGUUCGAAUGUGUUGGAUGGACUGCGAUCACAGCGAGAAACGCUAAAGGGAGCCCGAAAACGAAUACUGGACGUCGGCAACACGCUCGGACUGUCGAAUCAAACGAUGAAAAUGAUCGAACGAAGGCUCGUCGAGGAUAAGUAUGUGAUGUAUGGUGGAAUGUUUGUUACGACGGUUAUAAUAUGUUUGAUAGUAUAUAUUUGGAUUCUUUAACGAAUGCAAAAUAAAUGUCAUUUGCUUUUCGAAUGUGA
Molecule: messenger RNA, 898 nt
Organism: Anopheles funestus (African malaria mosquito)
Lineage: Eukaryota; Metazoa; Arthropoda; Insecta; Diptera; Culicidae
Gene: Membrin
Product: probable Golgi SNAP receptor complex member 2
Exons: 2
Coding region: 225-860 (211 amino acids)
Biological process (GO): vesicle fusion; vesicle-mediated transport
Cellular component (GO): ER to Golgi transport vesicle membrane; SNARE complex; endoplasmic reticulum membrane
Molecular function (GO): SNARE binding; SNAP receptor activity
Source: RefSeq, a predicted model, not a curated record